ACCACUUCCGGAGUCUCUUCGUCAAAUUUUGCUUUAUUUUGAAACGCUCCACCGGAAACCGUUAGUUUUACUGUUCAUGACUUGUCGGUUCGAACCUCGGGAAGAGCGGGUGGGGGCAGCUCUCCUGCUCCUCUCAAAAACGGCGCUUGUAACAAAGACGAGACAACAACAAGGGGAGUGAUGGGAGCGCACACAGCACGACCGACAGACAGACAUUUGUGAAUUGAAUUGAGCUUACCGGAUAUUAAUUUUUUUUUGUCAUUUUCAACGACCGUUUUUUAAGUUUUCCUCGUGACGGGAGCGGAGUUUACACCGAGCGGCUUUCUGACUUUCCAAAGAGAAGUAGUUCAAGAUGCUAUACUCAUUGUAGACCCGCAAAACCAAAGCGGAACAGUCAAAACCUGGUUUUGGUGAUGAUGAAAUUCCCACGCUUUCCAGUCCUCUGACUCUUUUCUGAAACAGAAAGCAACCAUCAGCUGCGAUGUCUGUCCAGGAACGAUCUGUGUCGCCCCUCAAGCCAGAGGUCAAACCAAAACCAGAAAUCCCUCUUCGAUUGCUACACAGGACCUCACCUUCACCUGAGGGCGGAGGCUCGACGCAGGGAAAGGUCAAGAAAAUAGCAAAAAGCUUCACCAAGCAGGACUCCAGCGAAGCAGCAGGAGAGCAGCUGGCAAAUGGUGCCGCAGAACUCUCGCCAAGUACACAGGUGAAAAAACCACCUGAGACGAGACCCAAACCUGACAGCAAAGCCCCACAACACGAGACGCCGCCGCCUCCGCUGCCCAAGAAGAGGAGCCGCUUCCUGCAGAGACAAACGGAGAGCAUAGGAGAGGAGAGCGAAGGCAUGAACAUUUACAAACGACGAUCAGCACCUGAUGGGAAGGAGGUGGAGGAUCAGGGGACAAGAGCGCCCGAAGCAAACGCAGAGGACCUGCUAUACAGUCCUCUCAGUCGCAGCUGCAACAAAAUCUGCACCUGCAUAUGUCACCUAAAGAGACCUGGCAUGAUGCUCAUAUGGGUGCCUGUGGAUGAAGACUCUCCAGGCAGGGAGGGUCAGACCAACGGGGAAGAGCGGAGAGAAGAGAAAGAUGUGACGGUACAGAAAGCAAAUCAAAUAGAGGCGGUGCAAAGGGAAGAGCAGGAAGUUGGAGGACAGGAAGAAGAAUAUGAGUCUGAAUUACCAGCACAGACGAAGGAGGGGGAACUGAAGGCAGCAGAGGAUAAGGUGGAAAAAAAUGACUCAGAGAAAAAGAGGGAUGAUCACGAAGAAAAGAAUGAAGUGGAACAGCCGAAGGAGGUGGAAGUGAAUCCAGCAGAUGAAGCACAUCAGCUUCCACAGGAUGUGCUGCAUCCUGUGGAAGUUGAUGGAGCACAUGGUGGAAAGGUUGGUGAGAAGAUUAAAGAGGGAGAAAAUGAAGGGAAGGGGAAGAAUGGGCCAAGAGAUGUGAAAACACCGAAGUCACAGUUCCAUCAGUCUCUGGAAAUUGCGCUGGCUGGGGGUCUGAAAAAGCUUUCAGACCAUGGUCCUCUGGCUGCCCUUCCUCGCUGUCAGCCUUCACUGCAAAAAAAUCCUCAGCCUCCACCGCUCCCAAGCCAACCCCCAGAAGAUGACGAGGGGGGUAGUAUCUACGAGCUCCAGCUGCCUGACCCUGAUCAGGGCGCUAGAAAACUCUCAUCUUCUAGGAAUGACUUGCACGAAGUUCCUCAAAUAAGAGUUCACCACCCAGCUCGACAGGAGAAACGUGCCCACGGCCCCUCGGACGCUACACCUGAGCUUGAGAACCCAACAGAACCACCUCCCAUUCUACCGAGGGUUCCUGUGAACGGCUCUCCGGUCUAUAGCAGCAACCUCACAAUCAGUCGGGUCAGACCACAACCCCCCAAAACGUCUCCUCCAAGCAGCCCUCUGCUUCCUUGCAGACUCCCACCGGCUCCACCGAAGACCCACUCCAGGAGGGCCAGCAGUGUCUCGAUGCAGUCCGCCAACUUGUCAGAAGAAAAUAAAAGAAAUGGAGAGAAAGAAGACACAGACGGGUCUCCAGUCAGAAGGAAUUUUUCAUUCAAGUUGUGCCUGACAGACGAGCCUCUGUACCAAACGUACAACGACUUCGCAAUCCAAAAGGAGAUUCAUCGACAGACCGUGAUCCGAAACAUCAGCAAAACCAGCAUGGACUACGCUAUGGAAUUUGCGGCGCGUUUCAGCGAAAAAACGUCUGGAAAGUCAAAGGGGAACUUUGGAGCCAGAGGGAGCCCUGUGCCCGCAUUGAGUCAAACCACCUUGUGGCAGCAACAUCCGACCGUACGGGACAGUGGACUGCUGGACCAGCUCACUGUUGACCAGAUCAAGUACCAGGAGAGCAUGUUUGAGGUCCUGACCUCCGAGACUUCCUACCUGCGGUCCCUCUACGUUCUGACUGAGCACUUCAUGGAAAACCGGGAACUGACAGAGACAAUCAUCAUCAGUGACAGGAAAACCCUCUUCUCCAACAUCCUGAAGGUUCGCGAGGUCAGCGAGAGGUUCCUGAAAGACCUGGAAGAGCACAUAUUCAAGGAGAUCAUUUUCUCAGACAUAUGCAACAUCCUCCAUUUCCACGCCCAGCACAACUUCCCCACCUACAUCGACUAUGUCCGCAACCAGACCUACCAGGAAAAGACUUUCAGCCGACUCAUGAAGACCAAUGAACAGUUCGCCACAGUCAUCAACCGCCUUCAGGAACUGCCUCAGUGUCAGCGGCUGCCCUUCAUCUCCUUCCUGCUGCUGCCCUUCCAGCGGAUAACACGCAUCAAGAUGCUCCUCGAGAACAUCUUGAAGAGAACAAAAGAGGGAACGCCAGAGGAGCAGACGGCCUCUAACGCUCUGGCCUCUGUCGCUAAGAUCAUUGAUCAUUGCAACAGAGACGUGGGAAAGAUGAGGCAGAUGGAAGAGCUAAUUGAAAUCUCGAAGAUGCUCGAGUUUGACAGGCUCAGGGCCAUCCCGAUCAUCUCUGAGACUCGGUUUCUGGAGAAGAAGGGAGAGCUGCAAGAAAUGUCGAAAGCAAAAACCUUUGUGAACAUGAGGGCCAAGUUCUCUCCAGUUUACCUCUUCCUUUUUAACGACUACCUACUAAUUACCAUCAAGAAAAGCUCAGACCGCUACGUGGUGACGGACCACACUCAUCGAUCUCUGGUGCAGGCUCAGUCUUUGGAUGAAGGCUUUGGUGGCGCGACCUACGAGAACUGCUUCAACCUCAUCAUGCUGGAAAACCACCAGGGACGUGCAAUGGAGCGGCUCCUCAAAGCCCCGACCAAGUCGGACAUGCAGAGAUGGUUGGCCGCUUUCCCCAGCACCACCAAAGAAGUCGUCGACGAAGAAGUGAUUUAUGAGGAAUGGGAUUGUCCUCAGGUGCAGUGUGUGGAGCAGUACAUCGCCCAGCAAGCAGACGAACUCAGCCUGGAGCCCACUGAGAUCGUCAACGUCAUCUGCAAAACCAAUGAGGGCUGGUACGAAGGAGUGCGUUUGUCUGACGGUCAGAAGGGCUGGUUCCCCGACACGAACGUCAUCGAGAUCACCAACGAGCACGUCAGGAGAAGAAACGUCAAGGAGCGCUACAGGGUCUCUCAGGCUACGAUGAUGGUGAAAUGUGGCAAGGCCUGCUGAGUACAUCUACACCGGACAUAUGCUUUAAAGGACAAUAAGAUCCCAGUGAACGCUGUUAAUCAGCAAACACCUUGUAAAUAAUGCCCCAACUUAUACCACCAAAGUAACGCAGAACUAAAAUUAGAUCUUUUAUUGCCGAUGCUAAAAACGCAGCAUGCACUUUUAACUACGACUGGGAAACUGUACAUGCCAAUCAUUCUUUGCAUUUCUUGAGAGAUACUUGUCAACGUUGAGUCAUGCAGAGUCUCCGGUUCCUGCUACGUCAAACAUCCUGCUGACUGUCACUGAGACGGCUAAGUUUAAGAAUCUAGAGUGAAGAUCUGCAGAUCACCUCUGGACAUUUAAAACCGAUUGUGCUGGAAUACUGCGCCUCCUACAGUUCUGUAGGGGGAAAAAAAUGUAAAUAUGUUAAAUGUAAAUUGUAAAAGGGUGUUUUGAUUAAACUAGCGGUUGUACUUUUAAUAAAAAAUAAUAAUCUUA
Poecilia reticulata (guppy) is the source of this 4117-nucleotide messenger RNA. RefSeq names its product Rho guanine nucleotide exchange factor 15b (gene arhgef15b). Gene Ontology annotation, molecular function: protein binding; guanyl-nucleotide exchange factor activity. The record is from RefSeq and is a predicted model, not a curated record. Gene Ontology annotation, biological process: activation of GTPase activity. NCBI's taxonomy places the organism in Eukaryota, Metazoa, Chordata, Actinopteri, Cyprinodontiformes, Poeciliidae.